Messenger RNA from Drepanopeziza brunnea f. sp. 'multigermtubi' MB_m1, 1242 nucleotides. RefSeq lists its product as uncharacterized. Gene Ontology annotation, biological process: RNA processing. Gene Ontology annotation, cellular component: nucleus. Gene Ontology annotation, molecular function: RNA-3'-phosphate cyclase activity. The record is from RefSeq and is a predicted model, not a curated record. Lineage: Eukaryota; Fungi; Ascomycota; Leotiomycetes; Helotiales; Drepanopezizaceae.
AUGUUGAAAUCUAGCCCGACACAGAAUUUGGUGAAGCUUGAUGGAAGAACAGGAGAAGGGGGAGGCCAAGUUGUCCGGGUCGCCGUUGCGUUGGCGGCCUUGACCAGAACACCAAUAAGGGUUGAUAAUGUGAGAGGGAACCGACCAGGACAUGGCCGAACGGUAAGGGGUGGUGGUCUGAAAGCUCAGCACGUCGCUUGCAUUCAGUGUCUGGCCGACGCUACGGACGCUGAUACCAAGGACUGUUUUAUUGGAAGCGAGUCCUUCGAGUUCAAAGCAAAACUAUCCCCAGAAGCUAUCAAGCGCCGGAACAUCACAGUACAGGCGAAUUCCGCCGCGAGCAUCCUCUUGGUCUUCCAGGCCACUCUGCCAUUCUUCCUCUUCGCUGGGGACGAAAGAAAUUCUCCCAUCACACUUACUAUUCAGGGUGGCACCAAUGUCAGCUUCUCCUUAUCAUUCGAGUAUCUGGAUCAAGUCCUAUUGCCAGCUCUGGAGAGGUUCGGAGUCAGAGUAGAAAGAGAAUUGGAGCAUCGAGGCUGGUCUCAUGGGAGUCUACAAAUUGGAUCAGCCAAGUUCACGAUCACCCCUCUUCCGCAAGGAGAAUCGCUCAAACGGCCUGACUGGCCAUUGGAAAAAGGCGAAAUUACCAGGAUUGAUGUUUCAAUUCUCGUGCCCAAGGACAUUCAGGAGCCCCUUAUGAAGACCCUCAAGUUUGAGCUUGGCCUGGUAUUUCCUGGUGUCGAGAUCAACUUUCUCUUGGUUGAUAACAGCAAACAUCGUGCUAGAAAUUACACACUUCUAGUUGCUCAUACAUCGAAUGGCUUACGCUUCGGCCGAGACUGGCUGUAUGAUGGAAACACUAGAAACAAAAGUGCAGACGAUCUUGCGGCCGAAAUAGCUGCAAGAGUUGUGAACGAUCUCGAUGCAGAAAUCAGAAAAGCGGGAGUGGUGGAUGAGUAUUUACAAGAUCAGCUCGUGGUUUUCCAAGCACUUGCGAGUGGAGAAUCGAGUAUUCCUCGGACUGCAGAGGCUCUUACUUCAGACAAGGAAUCAUUAGACCGGACGGACGAACCCUUUGGCGACGGUAGCAUGCACACAACGACUGCUAGAUGGGUUGCCAGUCAACUGCUUCCCCGGGUCAAAUGGAUCGAUGGAGGCCGUAUCUGUCACGGAGCAGCUUGGAAGACAUCACGAGCUGAAACUUCAAUAGAAGAGCCGUUAGAUGGUAUGCAUAUCAAAUGA